Colias croceus (clouded yellow) is the source of this 1452-nucleotide messenger RNA. Its product is annotated as calcitonin gene-related peptide type 1 receptor-like. Bases 247 to 1434 code for a protein of 395 amino acids. Gene Ontology annotation, cellular component: plasma membrane. Gene Ontology annotation, biological process: adenylate cyclase-modulating G protein-coupled receptor signaling pathway; cell surface receptor signaling pathway. The transcript has 7 exons. Gene Ontology annotation, molecular function: G protein-coupled peptide receptor activity. The record is from RefSeq and is a predicted model, not a curated record. Lineage: Eukaryota; Metazoa; Arthropoda; Insecta; Lepidoptera; Pieridae.
ACAUUGUGUGAACUGUGAACUAUUCCGUGCCACAAUGCAAACACAAGGGCCCACAUCGCGAGACAAUCAUCUUUGCUGCUUGCGAGGGAAACUCAUGAUCUCAUGAACGUGAGGCUAGAGGCCACUGAGCUGACAUAAUCUCGGGAUUUUAACUCGAGCACCCUUAGAAUAGAAUAGCUGCAGUCACUACGUGUGUGGGGAGCAUGUUGUGGCAGUAGGUGAGGUGACAGCGGCAGAGCGGUGGCGAUGGACGACCCGCAGCGCAUCGCGCGCGAGCGCCUCGCCUGCGAGCUCGCCAACAACCGCAGCGCGCCGCCGCCCGGCGUGUACUGCGCGGGCACGUUCGACACGUGGCUGUGCUGGCCGCACACGCGCGCCAACGCGACAGCUGUCCAGCGCUGCCCCGCCUUCGUGCCCGGCUUCAGCCCCGACCGGUUGGCGCACAAGGAGUGCACGGCGGACGGCACGUGGUGGCGGCACCCCGACUCGGGCCGGCCCUGGUCCAACUAUACCACCUGUGUCAAACCGGAAGAUGACGUGAGCGAAGUGAUCGCGCUGUACCAGACCGGUUACAGCCUGUCGCUAGUGGCGCUGCUGUUGUCGCUCGCCAUCCUCUCCUACUUCAAAAGUUUGCGGUGCGCCCGAAUAACCGUGCACAUAAAUCUGUUCGCGUCGUUCGCGCUCAACAACGCGCUGUGGCUGGCGUGGUACGGGCUGGUGGUGGACAACGCGGACACGCUGCGGGCGUCGCCGCUGUGGUGCCGCGCGCUCAACGCCGUGCUGCAGUACGCGCUGCUCACCAACUACACGUGGAUGCUGUGCGAGGGGCUGUACCUGCACACGGUGCUCGUCAGCGCGUUCGUGUCCGAGCGCCGGCUCGUGCGCGCGCUGCUGGGCGCCGGCUGGCUGCUGCCGUUGCCCUCCGCCGUGGUGCAUGCGGCACGCCGCGGCUUGGCCGACGAGCCGCUGUGCUGGGCCGACGACGGAGCGCCGCGCCCCGAGCUGGCCGUGCUCGUGUGCACCGCUGUGCUGCUCAACGUGGCCUUCCUGUGCAACAUUGUGCGCGUGCUGUGCACCAAGUUGCGUGCGGGCGGCGGCGCGGGCGUGGCGCGCCCUUCCGCCACGGCGCUGCACGCGCUGCGGGCUACGUGCCUGCUGGCGCCGCUGCUGGGCGUGCAGUACCUGCUGACGCCGUGCCGGCCAGCGCGCGACUCGGCGUGGUGGCUCGCGUACGAGUAUGUGUCGGCCGUCACCACCUCCCUCCAGGGUUUCUGCGUCGCGGUCCUGUACUGCUUUUGCAACGGGGAAGUUCUCGCUCAAUUACGGCGAAAAUGGCGCAUCUUGACUUUCAGGACCAGAACGAAUUCCACAACGAAUACUACAGUUUCGUUCGUGCGGUCAGGCGGACCGGGCGGCGGCGAGGACAAAGUGUGACUGUCAGCGAGCGGCGCG